Messenger RNA from Dovyalis caffra, 312 nucleotides. The record is from the annotation of a GenBank genome assembly. NCBI's taxonomy places the organism in Eukaryota, Viridiplantae, Streptophyta, Magnoliopsida, Malpighiales, Salicaceae.
AUGGGUGUGGUUGGUUGUGGAGUAGUGUGUGAUGAAAUACCGGCUAGUGAAAGGGUGCUUAUGCAAAGAGGAGUUGCGAGGGGAGAGCUUGGCGCCGCAAAUGGGGAUGGCAUAUGCCUUGGUCAACUGCCGGUGCGCGAGGGAGAGGGCUAUGUGGGUGCUAGCAUGCUCGGUGCACUAAAGAAGGCUAGAGUGGCAUAUAGGAGAGGGGCGGCUAGCGGGCGGUGGGUAGGGUUGUUGCAACGGAGGCUGGCGAGGCACGUAAGAAGACUUGGCAUGGGGCUCGCAAGAGAGAGGGGGUUGGCGAGGUGA